GAAGUGAAAUCUAAACAGUACUAGACAAAUGGAUUUCCAGAGGGGUAUAAUUUAUGUCAGAAUGCAAUGGGUGUGUUCUACUGCCUUAUUUUGGAUAGUUGAACAAGGCUGGGCUUCUGUCCCUCCAUCUGAAAAAGAAAUCUGCAAAGUGGAACGUGAAGGAAUUUACUACCAGCACCUGAAUUCCGGGCUUCUCUUCAACGGACUCCUUUUAUGAAAUGAACUUUGUUCCGAAACAAGUGUGUAAGUGGAAUUUCAGUUUACGGAUGACCUGGUUUAUGGAAAUAUGACUUAUUUGUUUACACAAAUGGUUCAAAUUCCAAAGUGCAGAGCUGUUCCUUGCUGAGGCGCCCCAGUCUGUAUCGAUCGUCCCGCUCGAAAACAGCACGAAAAAAGAAUAACCAGAAUCCAGAAAUACUGUACUCGCAGCAGGAAGCUCAAAGUCCCCCAAAACAAGUCCACAGCCUCGCUGUUCAAUCCUCGCAGCAUGGGACCCAAGGAUCCUCAACAGCAGCUAGCGAGAGGGAGAGGAAUUGGAAAUUAUUCAAGAACAGUCACAAUUAAUUCGCUAAGGGAAAGAUAUCUCCAACUGACUAACAAGAAAGAUGGUGAAGGGUGGCAGAUUUGAAUGGUCGACACAGAUUUUAGCAAGGCUUUUGACAAGAAUUACUUUAAUUGGAAUGUAAUAGUUCAUGGAUUUUGAUGGAAGGAGGCAAUAUGCAGAUAAUCACAUGGAACGUUGGUACCGCUGUGCCACCUGAUGACGUCUCGUCACUUUUGGGGUUAAAUUCGACGGAUGGAAGAAUUGAUAUGUAUGUCAUUGGUUUGCAGGAAGUGAAUUCCAUGAUCAAUAAAAGGCUAAAGGAUGCCAUCUUCACCGACCAAUGGAGCGAGCUCUUUAUGGACACUCUCAGUCGCUUUGGUUACGUGUUGGUGACCUCUGAGAGGAUGCAGGGGCAACUGCUCUUAGUGUUUGCCAAAUACUACCUCCUGCCAAGCCUGCAGGACAUCCAGACAGACUGCACCAGGACGGGUCUUGGUGGAUACUGGGGGAAUAAGGGAGCGGUCAGCGCCAGGCUGUCUCUGAGCGGCCACAUGAUUUGUUUCCUCAAUUGCCACUUGCCGGCUCACAUGGAGAACUCGGAGCAGCGGAUGGACGACUUUGAGAGCAUCCUGCAGCUGCAGCAGUUUAAUGGCCCCGCCGCCAGUGGAGUCCUCGACCAUGACAUUGUCUUCUGGUUCGGUGACCUGAACUUUCGGAUUGAGCAGUAUGAUAUUCGCUUCAUCAAAAAUGCCAUUGAGAAGAACAAGUUGGGUAUGCUGUGGGAGAAGGACCAGUUGAACAUUGCAAAGGUGAUUGAGCCUGCACUAAACGGAUUUCAGGAGGGACCUCUCAACUUCAGGCCAACGUACAAAUACGACGUGGGCACAAACACAUUUGACACCAGUUCUAAGAAGCGCAAGCCUGCCUGGACAGAUCGGAUUCUCUGGAGGGUGAAAGUGUCUGACUGCUACGACUCAUUGCAGAAUUCCCCGUUAUUGGCGAGGAAUAACUCUCCAGCCAGCAAAAGCAGCCACAUUGAGGUGUUCCAGCAUGCCUACCGUAGUCACAUGGAGUACCUCAUCAGCGACCACAAACCCGUUACUGCCAUUUUCUGCUUGAAGUUUGCCCAGAAACUUCAGGCUCCGUUGAUUCAGCUGCAGGUGGAGGAUGAAUGGAACAAGGCCUCGGAUGCGGUGGUCCGCUACAGGAUGGCAGACUCCUUCGCCAAGAGUUCGUGGGACUGGCUUGGCUUGUACAAGGUUGGCUUUAAGCAUCACAAAGAUUACAUAACAUACGUCUGGGCAAAGCACGAUGAAGUUGAUUCAGACAAACAAUGUUAUCAGGUCAUGUUCAGUGAGGAUUCCGUGCCAAAGGGCACCGGGGAGUACAUCCUGUGUUACUACAGCAACAAUUUCAACAGCAUUGUGGGAGUAACCGAGCCAUUCCAGAUAAUUCUGCCCUCCUCGAGUUCUAGUUCUAGCAAGUCCGACACCUCUGACUCCAGCUCCGACGGGGAGGAGAUGAGCACCUUGAAGUUGAUCCGCCCUAAAUCCCGCAGCCCUAGUCCGGGCAAAAUGAAGAAGGGGAGGAGCAGGAGCCGCAGCAAGAGCCCGGUCAUCCCAAUAGCCAGGAGCCUGCAAGGCCUCAACCUCCGAGUGGGCUCCAAGUCCAAGAGCAAAAGCCGCAGUCCUUCACCACGGGGGGACCAGGCGUCGAAAGCCAGGCAUCUCAAAGAGCCAGGAGCCAGAGCCGCCACGGGGAAUGGCCUGAAUCCUGAAGCUGCCCUUGGUGACGUGCCCUCACCAACAGGCCCAGCUGUGUUGAAACACUCAGCAGCUCAUGGGAAAGGUCAGACUGCUGCUGACACGGCUGCCGGCCGCACUGGGAGGCCUGCCAGCCAGGUUCUGCAUCCGCACGACAGCGACAGUGCUCAGCAUCCCCGCCUGUCUCCGAAACUCCCCCAGACACCUUCUGGGACUGGAGCGGUAGGUGCGAGGCAAGGCGAGGCAGGUCAUUCCUCGAGCAGCAAGAGCCUUCACUCCAGAUCGCCAAGUCCCAACGUUAGGGCCUCCAGUACUCACGACAGGCCAGAGGCUGGUGAAGGCCGGAGCACGGCAAAGACUUCAGAGAGAGGUGCUGGCAACCAGCAUACCAUGGCGUUUGGAGAAAGCAGUACAGGUCUGGAGCUGCAGCUGAAACCUGUCCAAUACCCAUCACCAAAAGCAACACUGAAAUAAAAGUUCGCUUUCCACUUUGACAGCUCAACAAAGCACAAACUGUAAUUGUUAUUCAUAGUUUAAAGAUGUGUAGAGCAAUCAGCUUUAUUUUUAUUGUGGAGUUGAGCUCCCACCUGAGUCUCUGGAACCAUUUGUGAAAUGUAAUUGAAAUGCGAGCCCUGCUCCUAGUUUCCUUUUUGCCUGUUCUUGCCUUCCUGCUGUAUGUACAAUACUAUCCAAAAGUCUUUGGCACAUGUAUGUAGCCCGGCAUGCCAAAGACUUUUGCACAGGACAAACUUUCGUCAACUUGGAGCAGAGAGCAAGUUUGUAAAUCUGACAAGAGCAAAGGAUGUUGGGAAUGGUGAGGCUGGAGUGUCGUGGGAGGGGUGUGGGACAGUUGGCAGAGGAAUGCCAGGGGCGGGAUGUGGCAUGGAUGUAGACACUCCCAGCCCGGAGGCACCAGGCAAGGUCAUUUGAUUCCAAACAAUUGGUUUAUUGAUCAUGACAGAAUGUGUCUCUGGGGCUUCCCGCUCCCUCCCCUCUCCCUUCCCCCUUUUCCCAAGCACGAUUCCCCUCUCCCUGCCCCCUUCCCACUCUCAGUCCACAACAGAGGCCCAGAUCAGAAUCAGGUUUAUCAUCACUCACAUACAUCAUGGUUUUUUUUGCAGAAGCAGUGCAGUGCAAUACAUAAAUUUACUGUUCAAAUGUCUUAAGGCACCCUGACUAUAUACAAUGUAUAUGUGCAUAAGAUGAUUGCACAAUACUGUAUGUUUCACGGAAGAAUGCAUUUGCGGGGGGAGGUCUUUUCUUUCUGGAUAAGAUGCUCCUACUGUGUGGUCCCUUUCAACCAGCAGAUGCCCCUUUGCAUCUUAUUGAUACAAACAUUGUGGCACCUUCUGUAACUAGACUGGGGUUAAAGUGAUGUCUUUGACACCUUUUCUAACUACUGUAGGAUUGGAGUUAAAGUGUAGAUGACAUCAUCGGCUCCCACUGUCAAUCUUUAGUGAUGGACCCCUGUGGGUCUGGGUAUGUGCCUUUGCUAUUCAGAGUCUUGAGUGAAAUCCACCUCACCAAGAUGUGGCCAACUUUCUGGCAGUCAGGUCGUCCCAGCGGAUUUAAAUGCCCAUCAGCCACCACUCCCGCCCCACUUGAAAUGUUCAAUCCAUUUGGUAAGCCUGUCAAAUUCAUAAUUGCCAAAUAAAUAAUGGGGCAGCACGAUGGCACGGCGGUCAGCGAGAAUCGCUUUACAGAGGCAGUGAUCACCAAUCUAGGUUCGAUUCCCACUGCUGUCUGUAAGAAGUUUGUACGUUCUCCCCUUUUCCGCUUGGGUUUGCUCUGGUUACCCCCACCAACAUUCCAGAGACGUACAGUUAAGAUCAGGGUUAGUGAGCUGCAGGCUUGCCAAAAGUGUGGCAACCCUUGCAGACAGCCCCAAGCAAAAUCAUUCGACUAUGUUGGUCACUUAAGUGAAACGACACAUUUCACUGUACGAUUUGAUGUACAUCUGACAAAUAAACCUAAUCUAAUCUAAAUUAGGAUUUAAAUAAAACUUGGACUGUAUCUUCCAAGUUUUCCACUUUGCACAUGCAAUUUGUCCACAAAUUCUUUUUUUUUUUUCCCCCAGAUUCACCAGCAAAGCUGGUCUGUAUUAAAACCUCUUGUCAAUCUCCCUGGGCCCUCGUGUGGGUGGCUGCUAAGAUGAGUGUGCGGAGCAGUCCACUCACUCAUCCCCUCAUCACACUCAGGAGCCAGGUCUCUGCUUUGCCUGGCUAUUGACAACGGAGGAUCGUCCAAGAGAGAAUUAAAACUAUAGCAAAUGUGUACUUAGGCUUGACUGAUGUAGGAAAAAACAGAAAAUAGUCCUCAAAGAAAUGGAUAUUGCUACAUCGACCUUGUGUAAAAUAUUAUAAUUUAUUGCUCUGCUGUUUUUGUGAAUAUGUUGGCAGUAGUUGGUGUACAGUUCAAGGCACUGGAUGCCGUACCAGACUUCGUUGAUGAAGAUCGUCAGAAUUGAUUGACAUAAUUCUGAGAAAAGCAUGAACUCUUCAAUUGAACCAGGACUCCUCAGUAAAGAUAGGGAUUCUUCAACCUGGACAAAGUCUCUUUUGUAAUGAUGUACACCCGUUAUGUAUAAGAAUGCAUUGUUCUGUGCUCUAGGACACAACUGAAAAGCAAGCAGUAGAAAACUCUUGAGGAAUCAGCAAAAGAGAGUGACUUUUCUCACCCAUCGCUCACUGUUAUUCAGUAUUGUUGAACGACAUUGUUACUGGGCCCCAGUUAUACUGUGUACAACAUUCCAUCUGUGAUUUUUGCCCCACCCUCGGUUUGUGGAAAUCGGUAACCAUUUUCUGUCUAGUUUAUUGUGAAGUCUAGCAUCACUAGGAGAAUCAUUCUGACAGGAUUACUAAUUAGGGCCAAUGUUCCCUGCACCUCGAGGCAGUGCACAUAACAGGAAUUUUUUUUAAACUGUGAAGGCUUCAUAUGACAAUGAACUAUGGAUAUGAAGAAUUUAUUAAAUUUACUGGAUUCACUUUUGUUGUAGGCUUCCUACGUCCUGUACAUUUUGAGAUGUGGCUGGCUAGAAUUCCUGUGUGGGCGCGUUAUGUGCAAGUCUUCCCCCUCUGCCAUUGACUGAAGGCAGCUGAGAAACAUGGUGUACUCUGUGGAUGUAAACAUUUUCAUUCUGAUUUAACAAUAAAGUUUAGAGUAUAAUCUUCACAGAGAUUUUUGUGCAUAUUCUGAAUGGUUCAUGACAAAGUCCUGUUGGAGUCAAGUCAUUUUUGGAACAGUACAGCACAGAACAGAGGAUCUUUGGCGACGCUAUGAUUCAGUUGGAUUUGAAUGGAUGGCAGAGCAAACUCCAUAAGGUGAAUGGCCUUAUUCUGUGCCUAAGUCUUCUGGUCUUGUAUUUGUGCUAACCAAGCUUCCAAUUUCAACCAAUCUCAUUAUCAUGGGUCAUUAUCAUUAUGUGCUGUGUCAUAUGAUGUGGGCGAUUGUGGUCGCUUGGCAAAUUUUUCUACAGAAGUGGUUUGCCAUUGCCUUCUUCUGGACAGUGUCCUUACAAGACGGGUGAGCCCAGCUAACAAAAUGUUCCCUUCAACCCUGUGGGAAGCAAGUGCAGAAGUUUGUAGGGGCCCUAGCGGAGAUAUUCAAAUCAUCCUCAGCAACAGCUAAGGUAUAGGGAAGAUUGGAGGACAGCUAAUGUUGCUCUGCAGUUUAA
This is a messenger RNA of Mobula hypostoma (lesser devil ray), 5980 nucleotides long. It is a transcript of the gene inpp5jb, whose product is annotated as inositol polyphosphate-5-phosphatase Jb. The record is from RefSeq and is a predicted model, not a curated record. Gene Ontology annotation, molecular function: phosphatidylinositol-3,4,5-trisphosphate 5-phosphatase activity; phosphatidylinositol-4,5-bisphosphate 5-phosphatase activity. Gene Ontology annotation, cellular component: cytoplasm; plasma membrane; ruffle. Bases 703 to 2781 code for a protein of 692 amino acids. Lineage: Eukaryota; Metazoa; Chordata; Chondrichthyes; Myliobatiformes; Myliobatidae. The transcript is spliced from 12 exons. Gene Ontology annotation, biological process: negative regulation of peptidyl-serine phosphorylation; phosphatidylinositol dephosphorylation.